AUAAGCAAUAAAGAAAAAGCUGCCACUUUCCUCACUCUCUGAGUCUUGGAAUCGGAGCUUUUUCAUUACACAUUUUUUUACUCCUUUUUUCCAAUUUCAAUUCAACCUCACUCACUCAAUGAAUAUCUUCCAUCUCCCACUUCAAAUCUUCGAAACCCUUUCACUGCUCUCUCUCUCUCUUCCACUAUCUUCUUCUUCUUCUUCUUAGUCUCUAUCCUCUGAAUUUUCAGUGUUGUUACAUGAAAUGUCUCUGUUAAUCUUAGCUUUCGAUUCGAUUUAAGACCACCCAUGAUCUGUUUCGGUGCUUUUUGAGAAAAAAAAAACUUACAUUUCAAAAAUGAGAGAAGACAACCCAUUAUCAGAAACCAGAGUAGUUAAAGCAUCCAAAUUCAGCGACCAAAAUCAAAUACCGAAACCCCAUCAUCAGAACUCCAAAGGAAACAGCAAUUCUUCGAAAUUCAGGUCUGCUUCUUCAUGGGGUUCUCAGAUUGUGAAAGGACUCGCCGGAGACAAGAAAACGAAGCUCCAGGCGACUACGGCGACGGUGACUGUCAAGAAACAGCCGCUUAUGGGUUCGGACAUGGCGAACCAGAAGAACCCAUUUGUACCUUCCCAUUCGAGAGUGAAGAGAUCGCUUAUCGGAGACUUGUCGUGCUCCGCGAAUGCCAGUCAAGUUCAUCCCCAAUCGUUACAGACCCACCAUCAGAGACAAUCAUCCCGGGACUUGUUCAUGGAGCUAGACCAGAUGAGAAGCUUACUCCAAGAAUCCAAGGAAAGGGAGUUCAAGCUCCAAGCAGAGUUGGCUGAAUAUAAGAGAAGCCCCAGAGUUCUUGAUCUGGAGAGAGAACUUGAGAUGAAGAAGAGUGAAAUCGUUGGCCUUUUGAGGAAAGUCGAACUCCUUGAAGAAGAGAAAUCGAGCAUCUCUGAACAAAAAAGCGAGGAGAUAAUGCCUAAAAGAGACGAAGAAGAACACGAAGUGAUUUCAAUGGCACCGUCGUCAAAGAGUAGUCUGGAAAUGGAGGUUGUUGAACUGAGGCGCCUGAACAAGGAGCUACAGCUUCAGAAGAGAAAUCUUGCUUGCAGGCUUUCUUCCGUUGAAGCCCAGUUGGCUUCUUUACCAAAAGCUUCAGAGAAUGACAUUGUUGCAAAGAUCAAAGCUGAGGCAUCAAUGCUAAGACACACAAAUGAAGAUUUGUGUAAACAAGUUGAAGGUUUACAGAUGAGCAGAUUGAAUGAGGUUGAGGAGCUUGCGUAUCUGAGGUGGGUGAAUUCAUGCUUAAGAAACGAGCUGCGCAAUUCGUGCUCCAACAAUAUGAAUUUUGAAAAACCAUCAAGCCCACCUUCUAUUGAAAAGUGUGGUGGUGAAUCUGUUGAGUCUUUGUCUUGUGGAAGCAACGAGUACUUGGACUAUAGUAGUGCAAAGAGAUUAAAUCUGAUAAAGAAGUUGAAGAAAUGGCCUCUGACUGAUGAUGAUUUGACAAACAUGGAGUGCCCAGAUGGUGAAUUGGAUAAACAAUGGGUUGAUAGAGAGGAAGUAAGGAGUCCAAGAAGAAGACACUCCAUAAGUGGAUCAAAAUGCUGUCCAGAAGAGUUGGUUCCAAGUAAGAGAAGGCAGUCUGAUGGCUUUAUAUGUGCAGUAGAAAUGGACAAGGAAGCAGCAGAGCCGCUUUCUUCUCAAAAAUAUGACUUGGGAAUGGUUCAAAGAUCCCACUUCUUUGGAAACUGCCAUGAAACUAGCAAAUUUUCUGCUUCUAUGGAUGUUGAGAAAAGGGCCUUAAGGAUUCCAAAUCCACCUCCAAGGCCUUCCUGCUCAGUUUUUAAUGGAACCAAAGAUGAAAACUCAACCAAAUGUCCCCCACCACCGCCUCCACCUCCUCCUCCACCUCCACCAAAGUUUGCACUGAGGAGUACCACAGGAACUGUACAGAGAGCACCACAAGUAGUGGAAUUUUAUCAUUCUCUUAUGAAGAGAGAUUCUAGGAAGGAUUCUUCAAAUGGAGGAGUCUGUGAUGCACCGGAUGUUGCAAAUGUUCGUAGCAGCAUGAUUGGAGAAAUUGAGAACCGAUCGUCCCAUUUGCUUGCAAUAAAGGCAGAUGUUGAGACUCAAGGAGAAUUUGUAAAUUCGUUGAUACGCGAGGUUAAUAAUGCAGUUUAUCAGAACAUUGAAGAUGUUGUGGCAUUUGUCAAGUGGCUUGACGAUGAACUUUGCUUUCUUGUGGAUGAAAGGGCAGUUUUAAAGCACUUCAAUUGGCCUGAAAAGAAAGCUGAUACAUUGCGAGAAGCAGCAUUUGGGUAUAGAGAUCUCAAAAGAUUGGAGUCUGAAGUAUCUUCAUACAAGGAUGAUCUCUGUCUGCCUUGUGAUCUUGCCCUAAAGAAAAUGGUGGCUUUGUCUGAGAAGAUGGAACGUACGGUCUAUAACCUUCACCGGACAAGAGACUUUUUGAUGCGUAACUGCAAGGAAUUCCAGAUACCCACAGACUGGAUGCUUGACAAUGGAAUAAUAAGCAAGAUAAAGUUUGGCUCGGUCAAAUUAGCGAAAAUGUACAUGAAGAGGGUGGCUAUGGAACUUCAUUCCAAGGCAGCACACGAAAAAGAUCCCGCAAUGGACUACAUGUUACUUCAGGGAGUGAGAUUUGCUUUCAGAAUCCACCAGUUUGCCGGGGGAUUUGAUGCAGAAACAAUGCAUGCAUUUGAGGAACUACGCAAUCUUGCCCAUCUUCUUAACAAGAAGUAGAGGCAAUCAUAUCCAUCAUGGCUUACUCUCUUAGUAACCAUUUUACUCUAAAAAAAAAAAGAAA
Molecule: messenger RNA, 2798 nt
Organism: Ziziphus jujuba (common jujube)
Lineage: Eukaryota; Viridiplantae; Streptophyta; Magnoliopsida; Rosales; Rhamnaceae
Product: protein CHUP1, chloroplastic
Exons: 7
Coding region: 338-2734 (798 amino acids)
Biological process (GO): chloroplast organization
Cellular component (GO): chloroplast outer membrane
Source: RefSeq, a predicted model, not a curated record